GAGCACGGUUUUUGUAGCCUUAAGUAUGUAAGUCUUGUUACCUUGACGGUACAGAAUGCAUCACUGAUUUUGACAAUCCGUUACUCCCGCACACUCCCUGGGGACUUGUAUAUUGCGACAACAGCUGUGGUUUUUGCAGAAAUUUUUAAAGUAUUGGCCUGUCUUGUAAUUAUACUGGUGGAAAAAGGCAAUGUUCGUGACUGGCUACAGUUUUUAUGUGCAUCAAUCAUUGGACAACCAUGGGACACUCUCAAACUGUCUGUUCCAGCAUUGAUUUACACCAUACAGAAUAACCUUCAGUAUGUUGCAAUUUCUAAUCUGGAUGCUGCUACAUUUCAGGUACAGUAAUUGUACUAAUAAGUUAGUAGGAUACAAUGACAAGAACAACUUUAUUUAUAACCAGAGAUCGUACAGACAUAUUUGCAUGCAGUAGGUUUAAAAGUACGCAGGUUACAGCCAGGGUUGCAGGUCACAAGUGCAGUUUAGAAGACAGGUCACCAUGGAUAGCCCUGCGGAAAAUUAACAACACAAGCCCUAAUAAAUGUCUGGGGCGUGUAUUAGAUAGGAGGCAUUUAAAAGUAUAUAUUCUCAUAACUGUAACAAGCUCAACAAAAAUAGUAAUAUGCUUUGGAAUAUUUCACUCAGUCAGUUGAUAUAUAUAUAUAUAUAUAUGUCUACAUGUAGGCUGUCUAGAAAUCCAUAUCCCUCUUUCAAAUCCCAUCCAUGAACUUGACAUUGAACAAGAUGAAAUAUGCAAACAGAAUUGUCACUAACAUUUCAAGUUUCCGGGUAAAUACAACAAGUACGUAUAGGCGGAGAAUCAAACAGCCAGAGGUUUCUUUUAGUUCUAUUUUUCUUCUCUUUUUCUUUGAAAGUAGCUGGGGGUCACAUCCAUAGUAGACGGGGAAAAUCUCCAGCCCCCGCCUCUUAAUGAUAGCCCUGUGCAAAGCCUUGUUAAUCAAGCAAAAUAAUAACCUAAUGAAUUGGAUGAUCUUGCUCCUUUUUGUUAAUUCCUAGUAUUUGGAGUAAUUCUCAUAGGGGGAGUCUAAUUCAAUUUUUACAGCAUAAAGGGGACAUCUAUUAGAUAAGGGGCAUUUAUUUGGGAGGGGCAAUCUACAUGUAUAAAGUCAUUUGUGGUAUCUCAGUUAUUUAUCAAUACAGCACUGACCUGCACUUGUGACCUGUUACCUGUGUUUUAUACCUGCCACACAGGAGCUUACAUUUAGCUGCACAUGUAUGUAUUCUCAGUAUUUUGACCUGAAAUGUCAUGAACAGUAUACAUGUAAAUGCCAGUUUGUUCCCAGUUGCAUCUGGAGGAUCAAAUUAUGAUUUGAUCCGUGCCAGAUUACCAUCCUUAAGGCCAAACACAGUGGAUUAUAGAGGGAUCACUUGGCUUGUGACAUCUUUUGGGUUAAAACCCUGUGUAUGUACAAGAGAGGGCUGUUGGUACACCAUGUACCUAGCAGCUUCAUUGCUUCAUUUUAGAAUGUCACCUUGGAACAGUGAUCAUAUAGUUACUUAAAUUAUCACUCAGAUUGUACAGAAAAUUUUCUAGAAAUCUGAACUUGGAAGGUCUGUGGUUUGAUUAUGCUGGCUAUGCCAAACACAGGUCACCAAAUUCAUUUGGCAACUGCAGCAGCAAUUUUAGUCAACAAAAGUUUUUUUUUGCUUGUUUGUUUUGUUUUUUAUUUGUUUUUGUUGUUGUUGUUGUUUUUUUUUUUUCUACUGAAACCUUUUUGUCAACAAGCAUACAGUUUACUUUUUUAUUGUCUACUCUGAUCUUUAUGCAUGACUCAGGUCCAGGCUCAGUGAUCAUUUGGGUUGCCAUGACAAUUAGAGAACCUUUAAAAACAGUUAAACAAAAUAAUUUAAAACAUUAAUAAUUAUAAAAUGAAAAAAUGUACAUGACUUCUUAAUAAUUUAAUAAUUGCCUCAUUCCUUUGGAAGGUGACAUACCAACUAAAGAUUCUCACAACGGCGCUGUUCUCCGUGUUCAUGCUCAACAAAACUCUCGUCAAGCUUCAAUGGCUAUCACUCUUCAUGUUGUUUGUGGGUGUCUCCAUUGUUCAACUGCAGCCAAAAGAUGGACCAUCCAAUCAUUCGGAAGAUCAGACUAAGUCAAUUCAGACUGCUGCUCCACCAGAAGUAUCACAGAGUCCAUUGCUGGGAUUAGUUGCUGUUAUUCUGUCCACUCUUUGUUCUGGAUUUGCAGGUGUGUUUUAGCAGGCUUUUUUGUUCUAGUGCUCUGGUUGAUCAAUUAUGUAUUAACUACACAAUCCAUAUUAUUAAAUUUGUCUGUGGGUUAAUUAAUGUUGGCAAAAUCUAAAAUGUAGUGCAUUCAUUCAAAGUGGUAUGCAUCAAUUUCUAUGCAGCUUCUUUUGUUUUAUGUCAUAUUUUGCAAAGGUGUUCAGUCUUAUUAAGUACUGAGAGAAAAUUUAAAAUUUUAGUUGUUCUAACAGAUUAUCCUCGUCAAGACUGAAAACUACUUAUCCAUUAAUGAAAAUUUUUUUUGAACAGAAAAAAAAACGUUACUGGGAGUAAUAAUAUACACCCACCAUGGAGUUUACAGAAGGCUGAAUUUAAUUCCCCUACUAUCUUUUACAGUGUAUUGUCUGGUGCUUUUAGCCCUUGGUUAUGUUAUAACAUAAAUGUCAAUUGGCUCAGUGAGUACAUUUAAGUUAUGGUUACAAUUGGGAAGAUUGCCAGGGGAAUAAGCUUGAGUCACACGUAGAUAUCACCUUUUAUUAUAUGGAGGAGAGUGUUUUACUGGGAACUAAACCACUCGUAGAUUCCAUACGCCACUUCAUCCGGGACCCGAGUGGCGUAUUUUCCGUAUGUCACCUUUGUGAGUGUCAUAUCGUUCAAGGACGUCACGAUUCCCGCCUUUUGCUUUUGUUGAAUUGGUUUCUCCAUAUAAUAAAAAGAACAUUACACGUUAGCUCGAAGAUAUGAUUUUUAUGUUCUCGUGGCAAGAACAAUAUCUCACUCGUUCGCUUCGCUCACUCGUGAGAUAUUGUUCUUGCCACUCGAACAUAAAAUUCAUAUCUUCUCGCCACCGUGUAAUAUCCUCUAUGUAUGACUCUUUAACAUCUUUUAUGCUUCACACCCUCCUGUGUGCUACCAAUAACUCUACAUCCUGAACCAUUUACUUGCUUUGCUAAUUUAUUCAGUGGGCCUGGGUAGAGGCUGAAGUGAGAGCUUCACUAGCAAAUAUGUAGUAUAACGUAUGUUCAUGCAAGACGUCUCGAAAUAGGUCUUCUAGAAAAUAUAACUUGUGAAUAAUAAUACAAUUCUGAGAUACAAUAAUUAUUGUAUUGCCCCCCCCCCUGCCCCCUCCAUCCCAACAUUUUACCCUAAGUGAAAGGAACUGCAAGAGUCUGCUUAAAAGGUGGACGGUUUAAUAGAUUCCCAUAGUGGCCCUACUUUUCUCAUCACACUCUCAGGGUUGUCAUUAAGAGCCGGGGGCCGGGGAUUUUCCCCGGCUACUAAGAGAGUAUCGGAAAAUAGAAGAAAAAUAGAACCAAAAGAAAUCCCUGGCCAUUUGAUUCCCCGCCUACUUGUUGUAUUUACCCGGCAACUUGAAAUCUUGGUGACAACCCUGCACUCUAUCCAGCUCUCAGUGACUUUGUUAUCCCUGAGUUCUGCAUCCAAAAAAAUCACCAAAGAUACAAAAUGAUGAGUGGUACACAUCCUGUAGAAAUAUGCAAAAAUCAAUUUAGUGACCAGAACAUCAUCUGGAAGAAUAUCCAGUUCACCUUUUCUGAUUCACUAAAAUCUCACACAUAAUUCAUCAUAACCAGCUAUUGUCAACCAAAUUUGGAAGAAUUUGCGAUAUUGAAUUGUUGACGUCAAUUGUGCAGCAAAAUUGGCAGUUAUUGAACCGUUAACUGAGAAGACCUGGGGACGAGUUUGAUUUGUUUUGGUAGUGAGUGCAAAAUGGCAGAACAUUUUACUCGUUUCACGGCAAACUAUUGUCUAAUAACAAGAACAGCAAGAAGACAACUCGACAGACGACAUCUGCUAAAUGUAUUUGGAGUAUUAGUUUGGAGACCUGAACAGCCCUUUAUCUCUUAAAGUUCCCACUAAACAUGCACUAUUAAGAUGAACUUGACAUUGAUGGAGGUAAGCAUGUUUUAGCUUGUUUUUAAACUAGGAAUUAUUUUGAAUGAUUAAUAGAACAAUUAUUGAAUUUAGCUUUCAUAUCAACUGAAGAAGUAUGGAGAUGUCAGACGGUGUUAUCCCGCAAGGCCGGACCUCCUCAUCUCCAUAAUUCUUCAGAUGAUACUCGGCCUCAUUCAAUAAUUGCUAAUUGUUAAAUUUGAGGAUGCCCCUCUCAUCUUGGAAAUGGAUGAGUGGUUCUCCCACUUUCUUCACGAUUUGAAUCUGCCACUGGUCGUGCAUUCAAACUGCAAAGGGAUUAUUGCUUUUAUACUACUACAUGAAAAAUUUCUGCAAUUUGAUUGGCUUAGAGCAGUGGUAUUUCAGCUUAAUUUGAAAUACCUACAUGUGAAAAUUACAAACCUUCUAAGGGUACUAGUAUAAACAAUUAAUAGCAUGAUUUCUACAUGAGAUUUGGCAUAAAUUUCACUCGCCUAACAGCUCUUGAAAUUACGUAUAACAAUUUUGAAAUAUUACUCGUGGUAUUUAUGCCAAAUAUCACUACAAAUCAUGCUAUUACCUAUACUAAUUACAUUAUAUUGUUAGAAAUGUAAAGCAAAUUGAGAAUUGAAGGUGCUCCCUAUUUUUGUUUCUCUUUCCUUUUCUGUGUUUCAUGUAAAAAUUAAUUUUCUAGCAGUACAUUUGUACAUCUCUAAUACUGAGUGUAUGAUGUUGUUUUACUUUGUCAAAGGUGUAUACUUUGAAAAGAUCCUGAAAGGCUCACAGAUGUCUGUAUGGCUGAGAAACAUUCAACUGGGCAUCUAUGGAACAUUAAUCGGCCUGAUUGGCAUGCAAAUCAAAGACGGUGACAAAAUUGCCGAGAAGGGAAUGCUAUUUGGAUACACCAAUGUUGUGUGGAUUGUCAUUUUCAUGCAGGCAUUUGGUGGUCUUCUGGUUGCAGUGGUAGUUAAGUAUGCUGACAACAUUCUUAAGGGCUUUGCAACAUCCUUCUCAAUUAUCGUAUCUUGUGUAAUUUCAGUGUAUCUGUUUCACUUCCAGCUGAGUGGUCAGUUUUUGUUGGGUGCUGGUUUAGUUAUUGCAGCCAUAUUUUUGUAUGGGCGACCACAAAAUCAAGUUAGUCAAGCUGUUAACAAACCUUCCUCCGGUGAAAAAGUCUAG
Porites lobata is the source of this 5277-nucleotide messenger RNA. The record is from the annotation of a GenBank genome assembly. NCBI's taxonomy places the organism in Eukaryota, Metazoa, Cnidaria, Anthozoa, Scleractinia, Poritidae.